AUGCUGGAAAACGACAGUGCGGAUCAGAAUCAACCAUUUGUGUUCAAAUCCACAAUUGGGACUUUCCUCCAAAGUGUUGCCUACUUUUUCAUGACCAUUUCUUUGGGUGUUGCAUUUGUUGCACCACAAAAAAAUGAUUUAUUGAUUAUUUUCCUGGCCAGUGCUUUGUUGAUUCAUACGAUUUUGGCGGCGAAUUCACGACUUCUCGCCUCGAUUUUCGCAUUUGUGACGAUUGGAAUGGUCAUGUUCGAAUUUUUCGUAUUUUUCUACUCGAUGUUCACCACUGAGGUUUUUGAUGGAAUGACAAUGGAUCUCCAGUCUCUAAGAAGAAGCCAAGGAGCCACGUGGAAAAGGAAUCUGACAAAUCUACAGUAA
Molecule: messenger RNA, 375 nt
Organism: Caenorhabditis briggsae
Lineage: Eukaryota; Metazoa; Nematoda; Chromadorea; Rhabditida; Rhabditidae
Exons: 4
Coding region: 1-375 (124 amino acids)
Source: RefSeq, a predicted model, not a curated record